Fusarium tjaetaba is the source of this 2541-nucleotide messenger RNA. RefSeq names its product sulfatase. NCBI's taxonomy places the organism in Eukaryota, Fungi, Ascomycota, Sordariomycetes, Hypocreales, Nectriaceae. Bases 1 to 2541 code for a protein of 846 amino acids. The record is from RefSeq and is a predicted model, not a curated record. The transcript has a single exon.
AUGGCACCCUUCAGGAGGAUAUGCUUGCUGUACGCCUCAAAGUUAGCUAACCAGCGCCUGGCGUUCACCUUGACCCUGUUGGCAGUAUGUGCUGCCAAGGGAGUGCAUCUUCAUAAUCACAGAGCUUCAGUGACGCCCAAGCGCAUGCUUCUCUUCUUUUUCUCCUUCUUUACCCAAGAUGUCCUUUUGCUCCUUCUAAUCAGACUUCUCCUGAGCCAUUGGGUGCCUGGUGCUGCCAAGCCACGGAGAGUCGUCAAUACACUUGCAUACUCCUUGAUGACCUACAACACUAUCAUUUGCACUGUCUCAGUUUCUUUUUAUCUAGUAUCGGGGUCUGAAAUCCACUGGCGCAAUAUCGGUUUUAUGGCUGAUCCUACGGCGCAAGCGAUUAUUCUAUCGGGUCUGACUGCUUUCAUCGGUGUCUUUGGUGUCUUCGCUUGCCUAGCCGCACUGCUUCAGUUCCCUUGCUACACCCUCUUCGGCUGGGGUGGAGACCUCGUCAAUUGGCCCCUUAGCUUCAUCUGUCGCAAAUUGGGUCAUCGAUUUAGCUACGAUGCGGUAUGGCAAGGAGAAGACCUUUCAUGGCUCGAUAUCGAGAGCAGCGCGUAUCACGACAAGGAACUCAAGCGAAAGCUCAGCUCACCUUCAGUCUCGCUGUUGAGUUCACCACGAAGCUCAAGAGGAGGUUCACCAGUACGAAGCUCUCGAUUCGGGCGUUUUCUACGGAUACUUCCUUACCCGAUUGUUACUCUUCUAUUAACGGCACUUUUUAUCCUGACUUUUAUCCGACCCAAGGACCCUUCAUUGAUCUUUCUUUCUUGGACUACUGGGCUCUUACCCUUCGUCGACUUUGCCUCGUCACCAUUCCUCGACAAUCUCCCUUUGGUUUUCGGAAAGGGAGUACAGCGAACCUGGGACGAUCGAACCGCACUCGUACAACCUACCCCUUUCAGCUGGCUUCCGAUGGACAUACCAGCUCUGGACGGAUUCAAAGACUGGUAUCUCGAUCAACCGCACUAUAGCGCCAAGUCGGACCCUAUGAGAGUGUCAAAUCUAGACGAGCCAUUGCGGGAUUCCCUGAAAGGAAAAUUAGAAAAGCUCAACAUUCGACAUGUAGUUCUAUUCUUCCUGGAGAGUACCCGACACGAUGUAUUUCCUAUCAAAAAAGAUGGACUAGUCUGGAAUCGCUUUGCGGAGACCUUUCCGCAUGGUCUGCCACAAGAAGUUCAGGAGAAACUUGCCAACUUGACACCAACAGCAAACUACAUCACAGGCGAUUACGCAGACGGUUUCGAACACGCCAGCAAACCGGUACGAGGAGGGAUUCGCUUUACAAACGCACAUACCUCAGGAACAUACACCCUCAAAAGCCUAACAGGUUCAAUCUGCGGUUUAUCCCCUCUAGCAGCAGAUUUCAACCUCGAUUACAGCCAUCACAUCUACCAGCCUUGCUUGCCGCAUAUUUUCAACGCACUCAAUAAAGCAGAGGAGAGACAAGCCCGCACAAAGGAAGCCAGCCAAAAGGACAAGUGGAAGUCGUACUUUUUCCAAGCUGCGAAACUCAACUACGAUAGCCAUGGUGCUUUGAUGUCGGCGAUGGGUUUCCCGGAUGAGGGGAUUAUUGGCCAGGAAUAUCUUCGCAGCGCGAACGCAAGGCAUGGACCUGUCACGUUGGAGAAUAUUAAUGACUUUGCCUUUGAAGAAGAUCCACUGGAGGACUAUAUUACUGAUGUCUUCGAAAGCGCCAACAAGGAGAACAACCGUGUAUUUCUGAGCCAUAUCACAUCGACCAGCCAUCAUCGGUUUCACAUGCCCAAGAGAGAAAAGUAUACACCUCUAGCGAACGGUGGCCAUCUCGAUAUGAUGUCACGAUAUAUCAACACAAUCGGAUACGAAGACAGAUGGAUUCGCAAGGUGCUCGAUAUCUUGGACAAACAAGGAGUUGCCAAUGAAACCUUGGUCAUCUUUCAAGGCGACCACGGUGUAUCUCUCCCAGAGAAUGACAUCGCCUCGCCAUACUAUAACCCCAAUGUCGGUGUUGAGCAUGUCCCCCUUGUCCUCUCCCACCCGCAUCUCCCAGCCUUCGACGUAGAAGAAGGCGUGCACGCAACUCAAAUCCUCCCCACAAUCCUAGACAUCCUCCUCGAAACAGGCUCCCUCAGCAAAACAAGCCGACAAGCAGCCCAGGACCUAAUACGGAAUUACGAAGGGCAAUCGCUUCUUCGACCUUUAGCUACGGGUAAUGGUCAAUGGCAGUUCACAAUCACCAAUCCUGGGCGUGCUAUGCUUAGUAUCCGAGAUGGUAGGUAUCCAGAGCGUCAUCUUGUAGUGCCGAUAAUAGAACACGUGGCGUGGAAGCUGGCGGAUUUGACGAAGGAUCCUUAUGAACAUAAUCCUGUACAGGCGUUGGAUUUUAAAUCGUUCUUGGAGGAGGUGGAACAGAGGUUUGGAAGGGAUGUUGCGGAGUGGGCGGAAGAAGGUGCUUUUAUGACGAGAUGGUUUGUCAAGGAAAACAGCAAGCGUUGGCGUUUUGAUCUUUAA